AGCAGCAGAGGCAGCAGCGCUUUCUCCCUCUGUAACCUAAACAAUGACUCCUACUACAGACCGGAGGAAAGCACACCAAUAGAAUGCGUUACCCAGCACCAGAACCCUGCAUUUCGCUGCUAUUCCGACCACUCACUUAAAUGUACCGACCGUAAACAUGUGGAUACCUACUGAACAUGAAAAAUACGGCGUCGUGCUGGCCAGUUUCCGAGGGACCGUCCAGCAUGGCCUCCCACUGGAAAUUGGAGACACGGUGCAGAUCCUGGAGAAAUGUGAAGGUUGGUACCGAGGAUUCAUCUUGAAGAAUCCUAAUGUCAAGGGGAUCUUCCCUUCAAGCUACAUCCACUUGAAAAAUGCCCAUGUCAAGAAUAAAGGGCAAUUUGAGACGGUCAUCCCUGUUGAAGACUCUGUCAUCACAGAGAUGACAUCAACGUUGCGAGACUGGGGUGCCAUGUGGAAACAGCUCUAUGUGAAGAAUGAGGGCGAUUUGUUCCACCGGCUUUGGCACGUGAUGAAUGAAAUCUUGGACCUGAGGAGGCAGGUGCUGGUGGGCCACCUCACCCAUGACCGCAUGAGGGAUGUCAAGCAGCACAUCACAGCGAGAUUGGACUGGGGCAAUGAACAGCUCGGCUUGGACCUGGUCCCCAGGCGCGAGUUCAGCAUGGUGGACCCGGACGAAAUCAGCGUCACAGAGCUUUACAGACUGAUGGAACAUCGGCACCGUAAGAAGGAGACCCCUGCAGCUGCUAGCACCCAUCACUUGUUUGUCCAUGUGAAGAGCCUGAUGAGCGCCAAUCUGGGAGAGGAGCUUGAAGUCUUCUUCCACAUUUAUGAUGGACGAGAGAACCGGCCACUCAGUGAAAGGUUCUUUGUCAGGCUGAAUAAGAGCGGGUUGCCCAAGUCGCCAGAGAAGACAGAAAGACAAUGCACGCUGUUUGUGGAUUUGGGAAGCAGUGAUUUGCGAAAAGAUGUCUACAUCGUUGUACACAUCAUAAGAAUAGGGAGGAUGGGGGCAGGGGAAAAGAAGAACCUGUGCAGUGUACAGUACAGACGGCCGUUUGGCUGUGCUGUCGUCAGCAUCGCUGAUCUCCUCACUGCUGACUCUAAGGAUGACCACCUGCUCAAGGUUUAUGCGUGUAACACUGAGAGUGAGUGGUACCAGAUCCACGAGAACAUCAUCAAAAAGGCCAAUUCCAGAUACAACCUGUCUGGCUCCAACACUGGCCUGGCAGUGGCUCUCCAGCUCCUCCACGGGGACAUAGAGCAGCUGAGACGGGAGUACAUGGUCCUCUUCACCCGGGGUGUGUCCAUCACCAGGAAACUGGGCUUCUCUGAUGUCAUCAUGCCAGGAGAGAUGAGGAAUGACCUUUACAUCACACUGGAGAAAGGAGAGUUUGAGAAGGGAGGGAAGAGUGUCGCCAGGAACGUGGAGAUCACCGUUUAUGUGCUGGACAUCGAUGGACAGAUCCUCAAGAGUCACGUAGCCGCCGGCUCGGGUGAACCAGGUGGGGACGAGUACCACUCCUUGGUGCUGUAUCACAACAACAGCCCCCGCUGGGCGGAGCAGAUCAAGCUUCCCAUCCCUGUCGACAUGUUCCGGGGGUCACAUGUCCGGUUUGAGUUCCGACACUGCUCCACUAAAGACAAGGGAGAGAAGAAACUGUUUGGCUACUCCUUUGUUCCUCUGAUGCAGGAGGAUGGCAGGACUCUGCCAGAUGGCACCCAUGAGCUCAUUAUCCAUAAGUGUGAGGAGAACACCAGCUUGGCAGACUGUUCGCGCUACCUGAAGCUGCCGUUCUCUAAGCCCAGCCUCCCGUCCAACAACCAGACGCUGAAAGGCACCAAGGAGUCUUUCUGGAUCACCAGCUUCCUCUGCUCCACCAAGCUCACACAGAACGGUGAUAUGCUGGACCUGUUGAAGUGGAGAGCCCACCCCGAAAGGAUCAACGACAGCCUCACUAAGCUGAAGGAGAUCGAUGGCUCGGAGAUUGUCAAAUUUCUGCAGGACACCCUGGACACUCUUUUUGGUAUUCUGGAUGAAAGCUCUCAGAGAUAUGGGCUGAAGGUGUUCGAUUCACUGGUCCAUAUAAUCAACCUUCUCCAGGACAGCAAAUUCCAGCACUUCAAACCAGUCAUGGACACCUACAUCGAGAGCCACUUUGCCGGAGCUUUGUCCUACAGGGACCUGAUCAAAGUGCUGAAGUGGUACGUGGACCGCAUUGUUGACGCAGAGCAUCAGGAUCACAUACAGCAGGUGCUCAAGGCCAGCGAGUACAUCUUCAAGUACAUUAUCCAAUCUCGCCGGCUCUUCUCAUUGGCCACAGGAGGCCAGAACGAGGAGGAGUUCAGAGUCUGCAUCCACGAGCUCUUCAUGUCCAUCCGCUUCUUCCUCUCGCAGGAAAACAAAGGCACCAGUCCCGUCGCACAAACGCAGGCGAUGUUCCUGCGGACAUUUCCAGCAGUUUAUGGUGAGCUUUUGAAGAUCUUCACUGUGCGGGAGGUGGCUGGCUUCGUCAGGGAGACGCUGGGCAGCCUGCCCACCACUGUCCACACUGACUGCCCCCUGGAGGCUGUCAAACUCCAGUGCAUUGCCAAAACUGUGGAAAGCCAGCUUUACAUUAACCCAGAAUCACGGUGCAUCCUGUUGCCAGUGGUGCUCCGUGUCCUCCAGGCCCACAUGCAGGAGCAGAGGGACCUGGUCAUGUGCGCCCGCAUCCUCACCAGCAUGCUGUCCCUCAUCAAGAAGGAGGAGACUGGCACAGCAGAGCCUGUAGUGUCGGAGGAGGUGGAGCUAAUUGUGGAGAGCCUGCUGGGAGUUCUACUGAGGACCAUCUUGGAAAUUAGCAACCGGCCCCAGUCUGCUGGCACUGCCAUGAGACUACAGUUCCAGGAUGUCACUGGAGAGUUUGUGGCGUGUUUGUUGGCACUCCUGCGACAGAUGAACGACAGACACUACCAGCAGCUGCUGCAGGCCUUCAGCAGCAAAGACGACCUGAGGGACUUCCUACUACAGAUCUUCACAGUGUUCAGGAUCCUAAUCCGACCAGAGAUGUUUUCUAAAGACUGGACUGUCAUGCGAUUGGUCACCAACAAUGUCAUCAUCACGACUGUCCUCUACCUUUCUGACGCUCUGAGGAAAAACUUCCUCAAUGACAAGUUUGACUACAAGGUGUGGGACUCGUAUUUCUAUCUGUCAGUAAUAUUCAUCAACCAACCCUGUCUUCAACUGGAGUCCUUCUCUCCCUCCAAGAGGAAGAAGAUACUGGAAAAGUAUGGAGACAUGAGGGUGAUGAUGGGCUGUGAGAUCUUCAGCAUGUGGCAGAAUUUAGGGGAACACAAGUUGAACUUCAUCCCAGCAAUGAUCGGUCCAUUCUUGGAGGUGACGCUGGUGCCUCAGCCUGAUCUGAGGAAUGUCAUGAUCCCCAUCUUCCAUGACAUGAUGGACUGGGAGCAGAGACGCAGUGGCAAUUUCAAACAGGUGGAGGCCAAGCUGAUUGACAAGCUGGACAGCCUGAUGUCUGAGGGCAAAGGAGAUGAGACAUACAGGGAGCUCUUCAACAGCAUAAUUCCUCUGUUUGGUCCGUACCCUAGCCUGCUGAAGAAGAUUGAGAGAGAGACCUGGAGGGAGAGUGGGAUCUCUCUGAUCGCUACCGUCACUCGCUUAAUGGAGAGAUUGCUGGACUAUAGGGAUUGUAUGAAACUGGGAGAAGUGGAUGGUAAAAAGAUUGGAUGUACGGUCAGUUUGCUGAACUUCUACAAAACGGAGUUGAACAAAGAGGAGAUGUACAUCCGUUACAUUCACAAACUGUACGACCUGCACUUGAAAGCACAAAACUACACAGAGGCGUCUUACACCCUGUUGCUGUAUGAUGAGUUGUUGGAGUGGUCAGACAGGCCGCUCAGAGAGUUCCUCAACUACCCCAUGCAGAGCGAGUGGCAAAGGAAGGAGUAUCUGCAUCUCACUAUCGUCCAAAACUUUGACAGGGGGAAGUGUUGGGAAAAUGGAAUCAUCCUGUGCAGAGAGCUGGCUGACCAGUAUGAGUCUUACUACGACUACAGGAACCUGAGCAAGAUGAGGAUGAUGGAGGCCUCUCUCUAUGACAAGAUCAUGGACCAGCAAAGGCUAGAACCCGAAUUCUUCAGAGUUGGUUUCUAUGGAAAAAAGUUCCCUUUCUUCUUACGGAAUAAGGAGUUUGUGUGCCGCGGCCAUGACUACGAGAGGCUGGAAGCUUUCCAGCAGCGGAUGCUCAACGAGUUCCCCCACGCCAUCGCCAUGCAGCACGUCAACCAGCCGGACCAGACCAUAUACCAGGCAGAUGCACAAUACCUGCAGAUCUACGCCGUAACUCCAAUCCCGGAGAGUCAGGAUGUGCUGCAGAGAGACGGAGUGCCUGACAACAUCAAAAGCUUCUACAAGUUCAAUCACAUCUGGAGGUUCAGAUAUGACCGGCCUUUUCACAAGGGCACCAAAGACAAGGAGAAUGAGUUCAAGAGCCUGUGGGUGGAGAGGACGACACUGACUCUGGUUCAGAGUCUUCCAGGCAUCUCGCGCUGGUUUGAGGUGGAGAAGAGAGAGCUGGUGGAGGUAAGCCCGCUGGAGAACGCCAUCGAGGUGAUCGAGAACAAGAACUUACAAUUACGCACAUUGAUCACCCAGUGUCAGAGCCGGCAGAUGCAGAACAUCAACCCCCUCACCAUGUGCCUCAACGGGGUCAUCGACGCCGCUGUCAACGGGGGGCUGGCCCGCUACCAAGAGGCCUUUUUCGUGAAGGACUACAUUAUGAAUCAUCCUGAGGACGGCGAGAAGAUCGGGCGACUGAGGGAACUCAUGUUUGAACAGGCACAUAUUCUGGAGUACGGCCUCGCUGUCCAUGAGAAGUUUGUUCCCCAGGACAUGAGACCUCUCCAUAAGAAGUUAGUGGACCAGUUUCAUCUAAUGAAAUCCAGUCUCGGCAUACAGGAGUUUUCGGCUUAUGUGCGCGCAAGCCCAGUGCACUUCACCAAUGGAAGCCCACGACCAUGCAGGAACUCUGUGCCCAACAUCAUUAGCCCAGACGGAGGGAGAGGGGUUGUCAGGCGGAGCUACCCUGCGGUGAACCGUUACUCCUCAUCCUCUCUGUCAUCUCAAGCCUCCAAUGAAGUCAGCAACAUCACAGGGCAAUCGGAGAGCUCGGAUGAAGUCUUCAACAUGCAGCCCAGUCCGUCUACCUCGAGCCUCAGCUCCAACCAUUCUGCCUCGCCCAACGUCACCAGCUCAGCCCCCUCCAGUGCCAGAGGUUCCCCCCAAAUGGCAGAGAAACACAAGCAUUCCAGAGAAAAUGCCUGUUUGUCUCCGAGAGAGAGACCAGUCAGUGCCAUCUUUCCCAACCCCCUGGACCCUGCACAGAGAGCUCCUCCUCAUCAAAUAGGCGAUGCCACUUUACCAAGGAGUGACCCCAACCUCUCAGCACCAGAUAAAGUGAGACCCACACCCAGUAGCUGGAGCCUAGACAGUGUCAAAGAGGGCGCUCCAUCCUUCUCUGACUCUGUUGGCAAAUUGCUAUGCCCUCCUGUACCUCCUAGGCCACCGUACUCAGGCUCCUCGGCUAAAAACAUGAGGUCGCAGUCCCCUGUCCCCACGUCCAGAUCGCCGCAAAAGACCACAGUGCCGCCUUUCACCCCCUCGCCCACUGAGUGCCAGUCUGCCAGCCUGGUCUCCAACUCUCCUGUCCUCUCUGGCAGCUACAGCAGUGGCAUCUCCUCCCUCAGUCGCUGCAGCGUAUCGGAGGCUUCAGGCACCGAGCUGCCUGCAGGUGACCACCCGCCCCACCCACUGCCCCCACCCACCACCCUGCCAAACUCUGUCUCCAGCAGCUCUGACGAGCCGAUCCGCAGAGAGAACAAGACACCGCCUCCCUACAGUGUGUAUGAGAGGAAUAACCCCCGUAGGCCUGUGCCGCUGCCCCAUAGUCUCUCCAUCCCCCCACAGACGGACCCCCCGGCCCUGCCACCCAAGCCUCACCAGCUCCGUACAGGCAGCAUGAAGCUGGACGGACCCUCCGACCCUCGAGUCCCAAGACCGAGGCCUCUGCCCAGGAAGGUGUCCCAGCUAUAGGUGCUGGUUAAGGGUUCAGGUCUGGGGCUUGAGAAAGCAGGUGGAAGAAACACACUGGCGUAAUUUGCACUUUUCUACUGGGCACUCACUUGUUUUUUGUGAUCUUCAGUUUGGCAUUCCUGACCUACACUCCAAUAAAAGACACAGGCCUAUAGAUUAACAGGCAGUCAAAAAACUGAAGAAAUGAUAAAGAAAGUUUCUUUUUGUAUUUACUAGAGGGCAUUGCAUUGACUUUGACUUGGUCAUUCCGCACUUUUAGCUCUAGUACGUACAGUAGGUCGCCACGGUCAGUCGCAACGUAUGUUUACCAGAACACUCUAGAAAAACACCGUUUUGAUAGAUGUAAUAAUCUCAAAUAUAUGUAUAUUGGUAUAUAUGAGAAUUGUUUUUGCCUUAAGUAUUGGAAACAGAGUCUUUUAUCCGUGAGUCUUGCACGUUUUUUUUUUCUUUUUUUUUUUUUUAACUCAGUACAUUUGUAUACUGUAUGGCUAAAAGGUGCUAGAGGCCUCGAGUAUGCAUUUCAGUGAAGUGUAGUAGACAAGGGUGUGUUCCCAUAGUCAUAUCCACACAAUCAAUGGUACAAAAAAGUCAAAAGUUGAACUUAUGCUAACAGAAAUGUAUUUUGAUUGAAUUAAAAACUCCUGUUAUAUCUGUAUUUUUUUUUGGCAGCUUUGCCAGGAACAUUUAGUCAUUUUUAUGCAGUAAUAUAUUAAAAGUUUGGUAGCUUCAGCGCGGUAAUGACGGCAAUUUUUAGGCUUCUUUUAAUUUCACAUUGAUACAUGAAUCAGAAAACAGCUUUUUGGUGGUAAAUUACCACCUUAGUAAACCACUCUACUGCCAUUUUCUUUCUGAAACCUUAAAAUCGGCUUCUCAACUUUCACACAACUCAAGAAUUGCCUCCAUUAACAAUGAAUUCGUGAUUGUGGAAGAAUCACAUGGGCAAACGAAAGUGCAAUUGCAUGCUUAGAUGCUGGAAUUCGCCAUUGGUCAUUGCCAUUUAUGUGAACACACCCUAAUCCUCCUGCAUGAUGUAAAUGAACAGAUCUUUAGGGGGGGGGGAUUACCAAGUAUUGUGCCAAAGGAAAAUGUACAAUGUGCUGUAAAGAAAUUUUUUUUUUUUUAACUGGGGCCUGGAGUCACGGAGUUUGGAAAUGAUCAGCUAAAGAGACAUUCUGAAGAAAGGGUUUUUAAAAUGAUUGUACCCACACAUCCUAACUAAACCGUAAUCUACCGAUCACAUGUAACUCUAGACAAGCACAAACAAGACUUUCCAUCUGUCUUAUGACCAGUACUGUUACAAUGAAGUCUCUAUUUGACAGACCAGUAAUUGGAGCAAAGUAUAUCUGUCAGCAGUGACCUGAAAAAAAACACACAACGAGUGACACUCUAUUGAAGAAAUAUUUACAAACGAAUCAUUGUCAAAUAUUUGUACAGUUCAGAUUUACUUUCUGUUCGAUCUAAAAAAUGGAUGUGAGUAGACUGCACUAUGAAUGGUUACUCAGUUCAAUGACAUUGCAUUGCUGCAGUGAAGUAAGUGUUCUGUGGCAGGCAGAUUUCACACAGUUUUGUGAAAUAGAGGACAUUUUGGAAUAAGGUAUUCACCUAAAUCUAUCUACAAAAAGUUUUUGGGGCGGGGUAGCUUUAGUAUUGUUUGUAUGUUUCAUUUUUGUAUUGAUUAAUUUACUUUUUGAUUUGUUGUGAAUUUUUGAGAUUAAAUAUUCACAUUAAUCAGUACUUGAGAACCUGUAAAUUAUAUGAUGAGAUUAAUGUAAGUAUGCCAAAUAUAAAAUUUGUGUAUUACAAUUAAUGUAAAUAUUGUGUUUUUAACAAAAUGUAGCUAUAACAAUUUACAGCUUUGAAUGUAAUGUUGAAGCAGCAAAUUAUUAUUAUAAAUGUUCAAACUUUUAUGGUUUUGUGAGUGUAGAAAAACUAAGAUCAUGCAUAAUGACACCUAACACAUUUACAAGUUCAAUAAACUGCCCUAUGUAAUACAAA
Messenger RNA from Seriola aureovittata, 8089 nucleotides. RefSeq names its product dedicator of cytokinesis 4b (gene dock4b). The record is from RefSeq and is a predicted model, not a curated record. The transcript has 53 exons. Gene Ontology annotation, biological process: cell chemotaxis; small GTPase-mediated signal transduction. Bases 158 to 6094 code for a protein of 1978 amino acids. Gene Ontology annotation, molecular function: GTPase activator activity; guanyl-nucleotide exchange factor activity; small GTPase binding. Lineage: Eukaryota; Metazoa; Chordata; Actinopteri; Carangiformes; Carangidae. Gene Ontology annotation, cellular component: cytoplasm; plasma membrane.